AUGUACUUUGAUCCGAUCUCCACACAUUUCGAACUGUGCCCAACGAAAGACAUGUUUGAAAGCGACAAGUUCUGCGUUGAGUCUUCCCAGAGUGAGCUGAUGUCCGAGGCGAAGUCCCCCGACUCUGGCCCAACCAGUCCUAUCUCGGUCAACUCUGACUCCAGCUGCGCCAGUCCUGAGCCGAAACCAUCCGCAGAGACGCGGGUCAGAAGGCCGCUGAACGCCUUUAUUAUCUGGACUAAGGAGGAACGCAGACGCUUGGCCCAACUCAACCCUGACCUGGAGAAUACCGACCUCAGCAAAAUUCUCGGUAAGACCUGGAAGGCCAUGUCUCUGGCAGAGAAGCGGUCCUACAUGCAGGAGGCAGAGCGCCUGAGAGUACAGCACACCGUUGACCAUCCCAACUACAAGUACCGGCCUCGCAGGAAGAAGCAGCUGAAGAAGGGCCCCAAAGGGCCCCUGCCUGUGGAGACCACUGUCCCUCUCUCCACCCUCUGCAGUAAAGGCUUUACCGUGCCUUAUGACCUCAACUACCUCAUCCAGAACCAGUCCAAUCAGCAGCAAGCCUACCCACAUCCAGCCACCUACCCAUCCUCCCAGGCAAACUUUUCCCAUUUUCCCACGGAGACCUUCACAGACAGGUUCAUUUACACAAAUCCAGCAGCCACAUUCUCUAACAAGCCUCUAAUGUACUCUAACACUGAGGCAUACCCAGCAGAGCCUCAUCCGUACUACUCUGCCCAGCAUGGGCUGCAGCAGUGUGGGCCCCCCAACCCAGCCUGUGCUAUGUCUCACGGGGAGCAGGGGAACUUCAGGGCCUCGGGCCCCCAGCUGUGCCCCCCUACUGGACCCUCUCUGGAGUUCUAUCUGGAGCAGGUUCAGCUGGACAUGCUCUAUGAUCUGGAUCCCAGUGAGUUCGAACAGUACUUUGGCCCGUCCACAUGCCAGCCUGAGCCACUGGCGUAA
Molecule: messenger RNA, 966 nt
Organism: Salvelinus namaycush (lake trout)
Lineage: Eukaryota; Metazoa; Chordata; Actinopteri; Salmoniformes; Salmonidae
Product: transcription factor Sox-7-like
Exons: 2
Coding region: 1-966 (321 amino acids)
Biological process (GO): anatomical structure morphogenesis; regulation of DNA-templated transcription; cell differentiation
Molecular function (GO): RNA polymerase II cis-regulatory region sequence-specific DNA binding; DNA-binding transcription factor activity, RNA polymerase II-specific
Source: RefSeq, a predicted model, not a curated record